Molecule: messenger RNA, 2630 nt
Organism: Agrilus planipennis (emerald ash borer)
Lineage: Eukaryota; Metazoa; Arthropoda; Insecta; Coleoptera; Buprestidae
Exons: 4
Coding region: 13-2547 (844 amino acids)
Molecular function (GO): protein binding
Source: RefSeq, a predicted model, not a curated record
UACGCGCCAUGGAUGCAGAUGAAGAGGAUAGCGAUGGUGGGCACUGACAAAAACCACUAUUCCAAGAAUUUAAUGAAUUUCAAGAUGAAUAAACGAUUUUUAACUGCCGAUUUACGUGUUGUCUUUAUCUGUCUGGGAUUUUUCACGCAAAUGCUCCUCUCUGAAUGUCCUCAUCUAUGCGAGUGCAAGUGGAAAAGUGGCAAGGAGUCGGUCAUCUGCCUUAACGCAAACAUCUCUUCGGUGCCCCAGCAUCUUGAAGCCGGUACCCAAGUUCUGGAUCUUACUGGAAACAAUCUCGUCACAGUCAAGCACAAUGAGUUCGCGAGAGCAGGACUACCUAAUUUACAAAAAGUCUACAUCUCCAAAUGUCGUCUCAGAAAUCUCGAAAGAUACGCUUUUAGAAGUCUCAUCAACCUCGUAGAAUUGGACAUAAGCUACAACGUCUUAACAUCGAUUCCUUCACAUACAUUCGACUCCAUUCCUGAAUUGAGAGACUUGAAACUUUCUGGCAACCCCAUAACUCGCAUAUUGAAUCAUGCUUUUAUACAUCUUCGACAAUUAGUAAAAUUAGAACUAUCAGAUUGUAAAAUAAAUACUAUUGAAGACGAAGCGUUUCACGGAUUAGAAAGAUCUUUAGAAUGGCUCAAAUUGGAUAACAAUAAAUUACAAAAAGUGCAAUCAAAAUCGAUUACAAUUUUAGAAAAUCUUCACGGUCUAGAGUUGGCAAACAAUCCAUGGAAUUGUUCCUGUACCCUUCGACCACUACGUCAGUGGAUGUUGAGGAAGAAUAUUCCUUUUGGUGUUCCUCCCAUGUGCAGUUCUCCAGAACGAGUAAGCUCAAAACCCUGGGAUAAAUUACAAUUGGACGAAUUCGCUUGCGCUCCAGAAAUUUUAGCUAUAAAUCCGAUAGCGCAUGGUGUCGAAGGUAAAAACGUGACCAUGGCCUGUAGAAUAGCAGGAGUUCCCGAGCCAACGGUACGAUGGAUCCUAAAGAAUAAAGUGAUAGCAAAUCUGUCCGGAACGCCGUAUUCCAACGGAAAAAAAUUGUACAUAGUGCAUUUAACGAACGGAUCUAGUGAUUUAACAAUUUUAACUGUGGAUCUUCAAGAUGCGGGAGUGUAUGUGUGUUCAGCAGAAAAUAAAGCGGGUCGAGCGGAAGCGAGUGUAACCUUGGGAGUUUCUCAAAGGCCUUCGCAUUCGCCUUUAACCGGAAUAUCGGUUAUCGUGAGCCUAGUAACGGCAGGACUGCUAGCACUUCUUGGUUUUGUGGUGGUAGUAUGGGUGUACAGCUUACGGAGUAAAAGGACGCUAGAAUGGCGCAAGCGGAAGUGCGGAAGAGUACAGGAGAAUUACGAAAAAAUUGAACUGAAUCACAAAGUGCCAGGUUCGUCUUCCACAUUAGCGAUGCAGCAGGAAGUGGUGGAUCGACGUCACGGAGACUACAGACUAAUCCCAGGAGCCGAUAAUAAUGAUCAGGUCGAGAAGGAUAAAGAGGGCAACUCUCAAACGGUCGCAGCACCUGUUGCCAAUGGGAAUAACAACGAAGGACAGGUGCCAAGCAGUUGGAGUACUAACGGCUCCAUGAUAACUAGCGAAACCAAAUGGGAAUCGCAGGAAUUAUCACUGUUGGAAACGGAGGACUCUAACAAUCCAAGGAAAGAUGCAAACGGCAGAGACGAUUGCCCGAAGAUCUACAAUUCGAUGUCUGGUACAUAUAAUUACGUCCUAGAUCAGCAGUCUAGUCACGUAUCGUCGAGCAGUUUAAGUUGCCACUUCAUGCGGAAGCAGCCGUACGACAGCUUAUCCCUGCGAACUUCCGGAAACCACGUAAUGACAGGAGACAACGACGACGAAGAAGCGAAGGGCGAAGAAAUAAGCGCGAAAAACUGUAUCGAGUUGAAAAGCCACCGCCAAUUGGACGAUUUGAAGAGUCGUCGCGAUAGCGUCGAAUGCUCGUAUUCGACCACAUUAAGAUGCGGCAACUUCUCGUCCACGUCCGACGUUUACUGCACGUUACCCCGUAAAAUAAGUGACAUUUAUCGAAGGAAGUACUCGUGCCCGGCCACGGAGAGCCAGUCGCCGCUGUUACCGGGUAGCAGCCGCGAAAGUGGCGACGGGUUCGACGAAGGAGGGGUAUACACGUCGGUAAGACGUUUCUCGGAUCCCCACAAAAAUCCCAUCGGACGAGAAAGUUUCAAGUCGAGCAGUUACAUGAACCUCGUAAACGUAAACAGCGAAAACACAAACACCCUCCCCAUUUCCACUUACUACGAUGAGAACGGGACUUAUUCCAUAUACGACUACCAUGCCAAUCAGCUCAAAAAGUUCCUCGAGGAAUACAGAAGUUUACAAAAGGAACUAACGAAAAUGAAAGAGACUUGCGAAAAUAUUGGAAAGAAAUGCACCACCUUAGUCAAUUCUCCCAAUUCGAACCACCAGCAACUACCACAACAAGACAACAGUAAUAACCGCUGUGUUAUUAUACCCAACUAUCUGUCUGACUCUUGUGACUUUGAUAAUGACAAUAUAAAGGUGCGAAACAGCUAAUUAUUGCAAUGAUUAAGUGUCUUGUAUUUUGUUAAUUUGUUUAGGAACUACGUGUUGCAGUUUUAAUUUAAAAAAAAAGGAAA